AGACAUACUAAAUAUAGAUGACUCAUAGAUGUGGAUUGUGUUUCACGCUGGUAAACAAGCAGCUAAAGCUAGAAAGGAGCAGAAAGAAUACAUAUCGCAGAAGCUCUUUUUACUCAGGAAUAGUAAGCAUGAGGGUGGACAGGAUUGGAAUUGACACUCCCGUGUAUGACCUCUCAGUGAUACGCAAAUUUUGGGAGGUCAGGGUGAAAAAAUACAAGCAGCGUCAGAAGAAAGAACAGGAAAGGAUCAACAAAAGUGCCCUGGCGAAGAUAAAUCAGGAAUGGCAGUAUCGCUUAAUAUGCAGAAAAAUGAAGAGCAAAGAAGUCACUGCUCUCCAGUGCUAUCUGGAAAGAUCAGCCUUCGCAGAAAUGGGCAUUUUACCCACAGUUCACACAAGCAUUGACAGUGAGGACAAGAAAUUCAUUUUUGAGCUGAGUGGAGAUAAAUGGAGGAAACUACCAGAAGAUCUUCAGUAUAUGACUUUUCUGCGAGAAUGGCACAUUCAUAAAACACAAAUUCAAAAGUUGCCUGAAUACAUUGAACAGUUUGUGGACUUGUGUGUCUUAAACAUACCUAAAAACAGACUCACAGAGCUUCCAGCUGAGAUAGGAAAACUGGCAAACCUAAGAGAACUGAAUGUGAAUUACAAUAAAUUAUCAAGCAUUCCACCUGAGCUUGGAGAGUGUGAAAAUCUGGAAAAGCUGGAAAUUAUGGCAAAUUUAGACCUCAGUGAAUUGCCCUUUGAGCUGAGCAACUUAAAAAAACUUAAACAUCUAGACCUGGCAGAAAAUAAAUUUGCCACUGUGCCAGUCUGUGUACUUCGAAUGUCAAGCCUUCAGUGGUUGGACAUCAGUAAGAACAGUCUUCGUGAUUUGCCAGAGGAUAUUGAUAGGCUGGAACAGUUACAGACAUGGUUCCUGCAUAAAAACAAAUUGACAUAUCUACCAAUGUCAACAGCAGAUAUUGUCACCCUCAGAAUGCUUGUUGUCAGUGGAGAUGAUCUGACCUGUUUUCCUGCCAGCCUCACAGAAAAUCCAAAUCUAAAAUUCAUAAAAUUAAUUGAUAAUCCAAUAAGCUUGGAUGGCAGUAAGGAUAAGAAAGAUAACACACUCGAGGAGACUGAGCAUGACAAGGAGUUUAUGCAGACCUAUAUUGAGACUCUCAAGGACAGAGAAACAGCACCAACGUACACCACCAAAGUGUCCCUGACUUGCCUUCUUUAGUCAACCUGAAGAUUCCAGAGCCAACUGGGAAAUCAGCAAUAGGAACAAAACCAUAAUCAAUGAAGACGUUAAAAUACUUCUGUAGGUUUUGGUGUUAUAUGCAAGACCUGUAAUUAAAAAAAAAAAUUCCUCCUAUUUCCCAGAAGCAUGUCAACAACAA
Messenger RNA from Pangasianodon hypophthalmus (striped catfish), 1383 nucleotides. RefSeq names its product leucine rich repeat containing 2 (gene smim22). The coding region runs from base 18 to 1223 and encodes 401 amino acids. Lineage: Eukaryota; Metazoa; Chordata; Actinopteri; Siluriformes; Pangasiidae. The record is from RefSeq and is a predicted model, not a curated record. The transcript is spliced from 10 exons. Gene Ontology annotation, molecular function: protein binding.